ACAUGGCCAAGUCCAAGAACCACACCACGCACAACCAGUCCCGAAAAUGGCACAGAAAUGGUAUCAAGAAACCCCGAUCACAACGAUAUGAGUCUCUCAAGGGGGUGGACCCCAAGUUUCUGAGGAACAUGCGCUUUGCCAAGAAACACAACAAGAAGGGCCUGAAGAAGAUGCAGGCCAACAACGCCAAGGCCAUGGAUGCACGUGCCGAGGCUAUCAAGGCUCUAAUAAAGCCCAAGGAGAUCAAGCCUAAGAUUCCAAGGGGUGUCAACCGCAAGCUCAGUCGACUGGCCUACAUUGCCCAUCCCAAGCAGGGGAAGCGUGCUCGGGCACGCAUUGCCAAGGGUCUGAGGCUCUGUCGGCCAAAGUCCAAGGCCAGUGCUAAAACUAAGGCUGAAGCUUCAACCAAGGUCUCAACUAAAGCUCCAGUCAAGGCCUUAGCUAAAGCUCUAGCCAAGGCCUCAACUAAAGCCCCAGCCAAGGCCUCAACUAAGGCCCCAGCCAAGGCCUCAACUAAGGCCCCAGCCAAGGCCUCAACUAAAGCCCCAGCCAAGGCCUCAACUCCGGCCCCAGCCAAGGCCUCACCUCAGGCUCCCAAAGGUGCCCAGGCCCCCACAAAGAUGGAAUAG
Messenger RNA from Chrysochloris asiatica (Cape golden mole), 629 nucleotides. It is a transcript of the gene RPL29, whose product is annotated as ribosomal protein L29. Gene Ontology annotation, biological process: cytoplasmic translation. Gene Ontology annotation, molecular function: structural constituent of ribosome. The coding region runs from base 3 to 629 and encodes 208 amino acids. The record is from RefSeq and is a predicted model, not a curated record. Gene Ontology annotation, cellular component: cytosolic large ribosomal subunit; ribosome. NCBI's taxonomy places the organism in Eukaryota, Metazoa, Chordata, Mammalia, Afrosoricida, Chrysochloridae. The transcript is spliced from 3 exons.